Messenger RNA from Prorocentrum cordatum, 237 nucleotides. The record is from the annotation of a GenBank genome assembly. Lineage: Eukaryota; Dinophyceae; Prorocentrales; Prorocentraceae.
AUGGCUGGCGCGGCACGCGUUGCAGCCGGGGCCCUGGAGAAGGAGACCAUCGCCGACGCGCAGGAGGCCCAGACCGCGGUGGCCCAGGCGCUGACGGUGCUCAGGGAGUUCUACAAGAAGGCCGGGGAGGCGACGGCGCUGCUCCAGGAGGUGCAGCACCCCACGCCACCGCCGAUCUUCGACAGGCCGUACAGGGGCAUGGGGGACAUGGCCGGCGGCGUGGUUGGCAUGCUGGAG